AUGACUUUCACGCGUGACCAAGAGGCGCCCACUUGACAAUGGGGCCGACUUUGUUAGAUUAAUCGCUUAUUCGAUUCAUAAAUUCCAUAGGGUUCCACACCUGUUGAUCAGAUUUUCCCCAAAUUCUCCAGAUUUAGGGUUCCUCUGGAUCCGUUCGUUCAGGGUUUUCAAUUAGCAUGGAAUGCGAUCGAUCCUUGGAUGUGACCGAGGCCGAUGAGGAGGUCCAUCGCCAUCGGCGCGACAAUAGCCUCCAGUUUCCUCAUCCGGCUUCGAAGAUUCACACCGGCGGCGGCUCUGUUCCUAGUACGACCAGAGUUCAUGAACUUCUCGAAUGCCCUGUUUGUACUAAUUCCAUGUACCCUCCAAUCCAUCAGUGCCAUAAUGGUCAUACUCUCUGUUCAAACUGUAAAGCCAGGGUACACAAUCAAUGCCCGACUUGUAGACAAGAACUCGGUGAUAUAAGGUGUCUUGCGUUGGAGAAAGUAGCCGAAUCACUUGAAUUUCCAUGCAAAUACAUGCCAUUAGGAUGCUCAGAGAUCUUCCCUUAUUACAGCAAACUCAAACACGAGGCUCUGUGUAACUUUAGGCCUUACAGUUGUCCGUACGCAGGAUCUGAGUGUUCUGCCUCAGGCGAUAUCCCUUUCCUUGUCUCUCACCUCAGAGAUGAACACAAAGUGGAUAUGCAUUCCGGGUGCUCUUUCAACCACCGUUAUGUUAAACCGAAUCCUCGUGAAGUGGAGAAUGCUACUUGGAUGCUAACUGUAUUUAACUGCUUCGACCACUACUUCUGCCUGCAUUUCGAGGCCUUCCAGCUCGGGAUGGCGCCAGUGUAUAUGGCGUUCCUCCGGUUCAUGGGGGACGAGACAGAGGCCAAAAGCUACAGUUACAGCCUAGAGGUAGGAGGGUAUGGGCGGAAAUUGACGUGGGAAGGGACGCCGAGAAGUAUAAGAGACAGCCACAAGAAAGUGAGAGAUAGCCAUGACGGCCUCAUCAUUUACAGAAACAUGGCUCUCUUCUUCUCCGGUGCUGACAGGAAAGAGCUGAAGCUACGCGUCACUGGUCGGAUCUGGAAAGAACAUCAGAACCCUGAAUCUGGAAAUUGCAUUUCCCUUAACCUUUCUGCUUCGUGAUUUUGUGGGUUCGUGUGAUAAUUUUUACAGCACAUGUGAUGUGACUCUCUUUUUUUUUCCCUCCUUUUUAUCUGGAAAAUGUAAAUAUCGAAUAAUUCGGCUGUUUUCUAACAUUUCAGGAAUAAGAAAAAACAUAAUUUAUUUA
Messenger RNA from Tarenaya hassleriana, 1275 nucleotides. RefSeq names its product E3 ubiquitin-protein ligase SINAT3-like. Gene Ontology annotation, biological process: multicellular organism development; ubiquitin-dependent protein catabolic process. Gene Ontology annotation, cellular component: cytoplasm. NCBI's taxonomy places the organism in Eukaryota, Viridiplantae, Streptophyta, Magnoliopsida, Brassicales, Cleomaceae. Gene Ontology annotation, molecular function: ubiquitin protein ligase activity; protein binding; zinc ion binding. The transcript is spliced from 3 exons. The record is from RefSeq and is a predicted model, not a curated record. The coding region runs from base 177 to 1130 and encodes 317 amino acids.